UUAAAUCUGAACCAGAUUAUAUACGGGUUACAUGGUUUAUUGAUUUGAUUGCAGAUCUUGAUGGAGCAUGGAAACACCAAAUUGAAAUUAAAAAUGACAAGAUAGAAAAAGCGAACUCAUAAUCUUUUAAAUAUUAAUGAAAACUUUAGCGUGUUGCUAAAAAUAUUUUUUUUCAAAAUCCAAGAAUUUAGCACACGAAAAUAAUUGGAAUAAAUUAUGUACACGGAUUUAACAUAUACAUUGUAUAAAUUAUUACACUGUUUUCCUUAACCAAAAAUAAUCUCGUGCUUUCAACGUAUGGGUCAAAAAAUCUAGUGAGUCUUUAACUUUGCGGGUUUAGCAUCUCAUCUUCGUUGACUAUUUUCAUGUUUCUCAUUUCGCUUUUUAGAUGAAACUGACAAACCGAUGAAUAUUUGUAAGGAUCAAUGCUCUUGAGAUUGUUACGACUUUGAUAUACGAUUAAUUCAGUUUUUUCAGUUUCUUUCUUUUUAAAAAAAAUAGUUUAUUCGUUGCACAAAAAAAAGAAGAAUUAGUUUAUUCCAGUUAUUACGUUAUAAAUUUUUUGAUGAAAAAACCCUAAAGCGAGAGCGGCGAUUUCACAGGCGACGCAAACUCGUUUCUAGGUACAGUUCUCUUCUUCUCCAAAGGUUCGAAAAUCAUGGAAGGGAAAGGAACUAGCCGAGAUCUUCUUGAAUUAGAACACAAGAAUCCUCCUUCCUCUGCUAUCGAUUCAGCACUUUUGAUCCGCAAGGAGACCAAGAGGGUGGCUACUCCAUCGAAGCCAACGAUAAUUCCACUUCCCAAAAGCGAGUUUCUUGACAAAGUCAAAGGCUUUCUGGGGAUCAUGGCGGAAGCUAACAAAAAGCUGGAGCAAGAAACAGAGGAAGGAAACUCUGAGGCUUUUGAUAUCGAAGCACUUACUGGAAUUGAAUCUCAAGUUAUUGAGAUGGAUUUGAUGCUUGGUGUUGCUGAUCUCAACACACCUGAAGCAGUCAAUACGGCUGAAGCAGCUAUUGCCGGUAAUGGUGUGGUUUAUGGAAGUGGAGGAGAUUCAAGCAGCGAUGAGAGUGAUGGUGACGACGAAGGUGAUGAUAAGAUGAGCUCUUUGAGUGAAGAAAGCAGCAGAAAACGAACCAAGAUAAUGGAGCUCUCUUAAGAUCAUGUUUUCGCUUCUCACGUUCUUUAUUUUAUACCAGGGGUUGGCCUGCCCUGAGGACGAAUAGGUUUACAAUAAAAUAUUUUAUAUUAAAAUAUAUUUUAACUUUCUAGAACAUUUAAAAUUCUGUGGGUUUUCAAAGAUUUUGUGUUGUUGGUUGUUUAAGUUUGGAAUCCAUAGUCCAUUGAGUAAAUUAUUUUUGCGUUUAGGAGUUUGUCAUUGUUUUGCGUGGGGUAUUUUUUUCAAAUUUUUAAAAAAUUUAUGUUUAAACAUUUUGGCCUCAGGAUGUUUAUUUUAGCUAUUUUAAUUUCAUAGUGAUGAGUUUUUUUUGUUUUA
This is a messenger RNA of Brassica napus (rape), 1492 nucleotides long. Its product is annotated as NOP protein chaperone 1. The record is from RefSeq and is a predicted model, not a curated record. The transcript has a single exon. Bases 659 to 1156 code for a protein of 165 amino acids. Gene Ontology annotation, molecular function: box C/D methylation guide snoRNP complex binding. NCBI's taxonomy places the organism in Eukaryota, Viridiplantae, Streptophyta, Magnoliopsida, Brassicales, Brassicaceae. Gene Ontology annotation, biological process: box C/D snoRNP assembly.